UUUGGUCUGCGCGCCAGAAAACGUUCUAUGCUGCGCUGGGGUUUCACCGGCAAGGGCACCCAACACCCCGUAGACGCGACUCAAUCCGCCAACCCCGCCCCCGUCCUUUCCCCCGACAACAAGCGAUUCGGUUUUGAGAACUUUGGCAACACCUGCUACGCUAAUUCAGUCAUCCAAGCCCUCUACUUCUGUGGGCCUUUCAGGGAUCUCUUAAUACAGGCUCCGGACCCGUCUCUCGUGGCUGAGCCAGCCCAAACCUCGUCACCACCAGUCGUUGUUCCCAUUCGUCGGAAGCCGGAGCGGAAGCCGUCGACCUCUAAUGCUAACGAUGUUGUCCUCCACCCUCCAAUCCAAGGCAUUCCGUCCGCUCCACCGACCCUUUUCUCCGCCCUUCGCUCGUUAUUCGUAUAUAUAUCCACCAACCCGGCGGAGAAGGGCACCGUUGCGCCUAGGGCGUUUAUCGACAAACUCAAGGAAGUCAAUGAACUCUUCCGCUCGACAAUGCACCAGGACGCCCACGAAUUUCUUAAUUAUCUGCUUAAUAAGAUCGUAGAGGAAAUAGAGGAGCAGCGGAAGACGGCGGAGAGCGGGUCUGCGACGCCGUCUGGGGAGGAUUCAGGUAUUCCCGCACCCAAACUCCCUUCUCCAAUCAACACUACUACUGCCCAAAACGCAACGCUUGUCCACAAGCUCUUCGAGGGAACUUUAACAAGCGAGACGAGAUGCCUGACGUGUGAAAGCGUGUCAUCGCGGGACGAGUCGUUUCUCGAUUUGUCAAUAGACAUCGAGCAGAACGCCAGUGUCACGGCCUGUCUGCGGCAGUUCAGUGCCAGCGAAAUGCUCUGCCAGAAGAACAAGUUCUUUUGUGAUGUUUGUUGCGAUCUGCAGGAGGCUGAGAAACGCAUGAAAAUCAAGAAACUCCCCAACGUGCUCGCCCUACAUUUAAAGCGCUUCAAGUACCAUUGGCAGGAGGACGUCCAAAAGUACAUUAAACUCGCCUACCGUGUCGCGUUUCCGUUUGAGCUGCGACUAUUCAACACCGUUGACGAUAUCGACGAUGCGGAUCGGUUGUUCAGUCUUUUUGGAAUUGUGGUACAUAUCGGAAAUGGUCCUCAUCAUGGGCAUUACAUCUCAAUCAUCAAGACCAUGGGCUCGUGGAUGGUCUUUGACGACGACAACGUGCACGCAAUAACAGAAGCGGAGAUUCCCAAGUACUUUGGCGAGUCAAAUGCUGGCGCGGCAUAUGUACUCUUUUAUCAGGCAGUCGACGUUGACUUGCCCGCGCUCGGAUUACGGCCACCACUUUCUCCGAUGCCGACUACGGAUGAAGUGCAUGUAGAUGCUUCUCCAGCAACAGACCCCAGUCUCCCUCCUGGGUUGGAAGAGCCCGAACUCUCCGAUACCAGUGAUAGCGUGGUUCCCGCAACACCACCCUCACCUAUCGACCCGCGACACCCGAUAGACAUCGCGACGACAACAGAAGAGCAACAAGCCCAUCUGUUGCCCAAGAAGGGGAGCAAGUUCUUCAGCAGCAUUCGGAGAACUCCGUCAACAUCUGCGCGGCCUAACACCGCUGACACACGCUACUCUCUCCAGUCCAAUGGCGCCGUAUCUUCACUGUCUGUUGAUGACGACAGCAAGCCACUGAUGCCACCAGGCUCUGCCUCUCCCCCACCCCCGGUACCGCCAUUACCGCAAUCGCUUGUAGCCAGUCCAAACGGUAAGGAGAAGAAGCACGAGGAGAAGAAGCCGGGUUGGUUUGGCAAGCGUAAGAGCUUGAGGGGGCUAGACAAACGGCGUUCUGAACUCGUGGAUGAUAUUCCCGCUUCUCCAGUCCUUUCGUCCCGAACGCCAGAGACGAUUUCACAGCAGUCAUCCUCUUCAUCAACGUGGUUCUUGACUUCGGGCCAUUCUCACGAUAAAAAUCGGCGGCCGUCAGAUUCUAUCGUGCUUGAUGCAGCUCAGACUGUGUCGCCGCCCAAAACCAGGCCAAAGUCAGCUGGUCUUGUUGUUAAACCCGACCGUGAAGAACGGGUAAACGGUUACGACAGUCCCUCGCCAGGCUCGGCGUCAUCGAGCUUUGUGUCUGUUUCAGCAUCGGCGCAGCACCCACAGCAUUCCACCGUCGACUUCCCACCCGCCCGGUCAUCCUCACUUGCUCCCAGUCAUGGUUUCCAGCCACCCCCGCCCCCGCCACCACUGACCGACUCCCCGACCCUCUCGCCCUUGUCGAUCCCCACCAAAAUAUCCAUGUCGAAUCUUUCGAGUCCCAACAAAUCGAGGACAAAAGGUUCUCCCCCAGCCAUGCCAACUCCCCGGCCAUCAACGGCUGGUGCUCCCGCUGAACACGCAGCUUCAUCACGACCACUACCACCGGUGCCCCCACUGAAAGAUGCUGCGACAAGGAUAGCAUCGCCGCCACCGCUGGACUCACGUGUCUCUGUGGACAGGGGGAAACUGCGGAUAAACGGGAGCGAGGACGGUGAAUCGCUCACGUUACCGACCAGUCCUGCGCUAGAGACUUUCGCGGGUGCCAAUCAUAGUAGCAGCCACCAUUCUAGCAACGGCAGCACGACUGCACUGCCGGUUGGCGGUGGUCGGCGCGCGAGCCGGAAGAUGAGUCUUACGACGACGUUUGGCUUUGGGAAGAAGGACAAGGACAAGAAGGACGACAAGUCCCCGAGCGCGUUUCGGUUUGGCAUGUGA
Mycena indigotica is the source of this 2706-nucleotide messenger RNA. RefSeq names its product USP domain-containing protein. Gene Ontology annotation, biological process: protein deubiquitination. The transcript has 7 exons. Gene Ontology annotation, cellular component: cytosol; nucleus. Bases 28 to 2706 code for a protein of 892 amino acids. The record is from RefSeq and is a predicted model, not a curated record. Lineage: Eukaryota; Fungi; Basidiomycota; Agaricomycetes; Agaricales; Mycenaceae. Gene Ontology annotation, molecular function: cysteine-type endopeptidase activity; cysteine-type deubiquitinase activity.